AUGGCCAUAGAGCCACUGCGUGUUGGAUUAAAGAAGUUGAAAGUAGAAAAGAAUGUUGAAAAGGAAUUCAAAAGUAGAGGCAGUGCAGGGUGGUGGCAACUCAAAAGCAAAAGGAAGCGGCCCAACCAGGCCGAAAGAGCUUCACAUGGGUCCAGCCCAAGAUACAAUAUCUUUCCUUUCCCAUUCUACCCCCACUGGUCUUCCCACUACAGUUGUAGCGAAAGCAAUGCCAGCGAAAGAGGCGAGGGAGCGAUGGAGGGAUAUAUUCAUAAAUCACAAGGGAGGCGUCGGCAAUUUUUAUUGGAUUAUAGUGGGGAAGCCAUUUGUCUGUAUAUGGAAAUGGUAGGGAAUGAAUCAGAGGCCAAAGGGUGUUGGUUGGGACGUAGUGGGGGUGCGCAGGAUAAGAGAGAGCAUAAGCUGCAUUGA
Molecule: messenger RNA, 426 nt
Organism: Dovyalis caffra
Lineage: Eukaryota; Viridiplantae; Streptophyta; Magnoliopsida; Malpighiales; Salicaceae
Source: the annotation of a GenBank genome assembly